Molecule: messenger RNA, 1980 nt
Organism: Fopius arisanus
Lineage: Eukaryota; Metazoa; Arthropoda; Insecta; Hymenoptera; Braconidae
Exons: 3
Coding region: 390-1892 (500 amino acids)
Source: RefSeq, a predicted model, not a curated record
GGACUAGAACGGGGUAAAGCCUGAAGUCUGCCAAUGUUUUACAAUUAUUCUCAAUUCCCCUCAGUUUUUCCAUGCUCGUCGCGAUAAGAGGAUGAAUUGUUGCUAGAACAAUCCACUAGUGCUUAUAAACGAAUAAAUAAAUAAUAAAUUCUGAAAAUUUUUGAGCUCGUAUUAUCGAUAAUGAAAUGUCAUUUAAAGUACUUGAAAAAUGUCAAGUGAGACUGAAAAACGCAAAUUAGAGACUAAUAACAUUUAUCGAGUGAUUAAAUAUCGGGAUGUGCUGAGUAGUUGGAGAAUUAUUGAGAGUGGAAAAAUAAUCAAGAGUGGAAUAACGUUAGAGUGGUAAAGCUGAGAGGUAAAGCCAUCAAAGUGACGUAUUCCUUGGAAAUAUGUUUGACGACGAGAUAGUGGUAAUCGAUGACGCGAACGAGCACAGACAAGCUGAUGCGAAUUUUCAAUGGCCCAUUGCUAAUCUCGGGGGCAAAGUUCAGACCGAGUCUGAGCAAAAACUCCCUACGUGCACAUAUAUAGACGACCAUAAAAUAUCCACUGAAACUCGGUGUAAUCGUACUUCUUGUUCCCAAAAUCACCUGAAAAGUUUGUGUUUGGUAGCUGAAGGAAUAAGUGAAGACGAUAACUGCAUUUGUACGAGGGACUGGUCGACUCCUAGGAAGUCCAAUACAUCGGUUACGAUGGAGAACAUCGAGCUUGAGUCCCUGGUGCAUCCAGAUGACCUGGAUCCUCGAGUUAUUGGGGACGAUGUAAUUGAAUCUGUAUCGAACUGGGGUGCAUCGUUUUCACAUGGCUCUGGGGAUGACUCAAGUGGGGAGAUAUCUGCAUUUUGUUACACUCCGGAGAGACUUGUCAGGUCGAGGGAGUACAGGAUUUUAACUCCUUCUCCUAAAUAUUUCUUCGAGAGCUCUUUCGAGGAUGGCAUUGCGUCGUCGCCGUUCAACGAGUCACGAUCUAAAAUACCCAGGUUUAGGAUCAAGUUGGACGAUCUUAUUGAUUCAUCUAAAAUUGGAGCUUCGCAAUUAGAAGCUCUCUUGGACUCUAGUGCACCGGAAAUUCGAGUUCCUCUAUCAAAUCGACGAAUUCGUCGCAAUCGAGACCACCAGAUACGCCAAGUGGUUCAGACUGAGGUAUCUCCUUCCAAAGAACUCCUCGAAAUUGCCAAUCGAGAGAGUCCCAUUCGUUACGAGACACCCGAGCCCGCAAGCAGCAGCUCCUCGACUUAUGGAUACUUAUGCAACAGCCUAGGAGACCACGAAAAAUCAUCCCACUCGGUAGACGAUACUUCUGGGAUCCAAAGCAACACUUGGAGUGAAAGUAGUUCUGGAUUUCAGACCCCAGUCUGUUCCUCGGAAUUACAAACGGUCUCCACGAUAUGCAAAUGUCAGCGCCAGUCGAGAGGAGUAAUUACUCAAGUAGUGACUGUCCUCGAGGGUCUCUCACCAACAACUCUUCAUCCUCCAGACAUCAAUUACCUAAUCCAGGAUAGAUUCUCACCAAAUUUAUCCACCCACGAUUACCUAACGCGACUUGCGCUGUCAAUCGAAGCAGAAACUGAUCCUGAAUCGUUAAAAUACGACAGAACAACCGAGAAAGAUUUCAAUGAGCUCCGGGAGAGGCUGGAACAGCUCCAGGAAAAUAGCAAAGACAUGUACAGAGAUAUUGGACUCCUGCGAAUAGACUUUCAGUGUGAGGAACGAAAACUCGAUAAUUUAUUGAAUGAAACUUCACGACUUCAUCGCGAUAUGAGUGAACUUCGUUAUCUCGAUGACUUACUUAAUUUAUUGCGUGGUGAGCUAGCGAGAAUAUCAAGAAGAAACUGGCCCUUCGUUCUUGGUCAUGAUGAUUAUGACAACGAGGAAAUUAAUCUCGUCGUGUAAUCAAGACUGAAAUAUUUUAACAUUUAAUUUUUAUCUCUAUAUAAUGGUGAACAACAAACAUGUUUUCAAUUUUAAAGUACUGUUUAGA